UCGGAGGAGUGCGGUAGUGAUGGCGGCGCGCUGUGAGACUUUCCUGUCACUGGAUACUACUACUCUCAGCCCUCCUCUUAGCCGCCGGAGCAACCCUCCGGUCUUUAGUUUACAAGUGGCAAUUUGACUUGCUCUGCUGCAUGUCAGGAGGCGCCGUGGAAAGUGUGGAGACUUCCCGCGGAUUAAGCGAUCGCAGCUUAAAAAGGAAAAAAGCCAAACAAAUAAACAAAACCCACCCGCCCUAACAAACAUGAGGCUGCUGGAGAGAAUGAGGAAAGAAUGGUUCAUGGUUGGAAUAGUGCUGGCGAUCGCCGGAGCUAAGCUGGAGCCGUCCGUAGGGGUGAAUGGGGGACCACUGAAACCCGAAAUAACCGUCUCCUACAUUGCUGUGGCAACGAUAUUCUUUAACAGCGGACUGUCAUUAAAAACAGAGGAGCUGACCAGUGCUUUGGUGCAUGUAAAACUGCAUCUGUUUAUUCAGAUCUUUACACUGGCAUUCUUCCCAGCAGCAAUAUGGCUUUUUCUUCAGCUUUUAUCAAUCACACCCAUCAAUGAAUGGCUUUUAAAAGGGUUGCAGACAGUCGGCUGCAUGCCUCCUCCUGUGUCUUCUGCUGUGAUUCUAACCAAGGCAGUUGGUGGAAAUGAGGCAGCUGCAAUAUUUAAUUCAGCCUUUGGAAGUUUUUUGGGCAUCGUCGUAACACCCCUGCUCCUGCUGCUCUUUCUUGGUUCAUCCUCUUCUGUACCUUUUAGGUCUAUUUUUUCUCAGCUCUUUAUGACUGUCGUGGUCCCCCUCGUUAUUGGACAGAUUGUCCGAAGAUACAUCAAGGAUUGGCUUGAAAGAAAGAAACCCCCUUUCGGAGCCGUCAGCAGCAGCGUCCUCCUCAUGAUCAUCUACACCACGUUCUGUGACACCUUCUCCAACCCCAGCAUUGACCUGGACAAAUUCAGCCUUGUUCUCAUACUGUUCAUCAUUUUUUCUGUUCAGCUGAGUUUUAUGCUUUUAACCUUCAUCUUCUCAACAAGGAAUAAUUCGGGCUUCACCCCAGCAGAUACUGUGGCCAUCAUUUUCUGUUCUACACACAAAUCCCUCACUUUGGGAAUCCCAAUGCUGAAGAUCGUGUUUGCAGGCCACGAGCACCUCUCGCUGAUCUCUGUGCCCCUGCUCAUCUACCACCCGGUCCAGAUCCUGCUGGGCAGCGUGCUGGUGCCCACCAUCAAGUCCUGGAUGGUUUCAAGGCAGAAGGGAGUUAAGAUGACGCGGCCGACGGUGUGAGGAAGGAGGCGGCCUCACGCCAGAUGUACAUACGUACAGGGCUGUACAGACACACACUCUGAAGACUCGUGCUUGUGAAUGUCGCUUCGGUGCAUAUUUUAUUUUUUUACACGAAAAUAAGAUAUAACUGUUUAAGUGCCUUAAAAUGUAUUUGACAAGAGCAUUAUUUCCAGAACCUACUUUGUUGCUUACUGUACUGCCAGGGGUGGUACAAGGAGCUGUGUCAUUUUCUUUGUCCUCCUCCUCCUCCUCUUCUUUUUUUUUUUCUCUAAAACAGUCAUCCCAAGCAACAAAAAGCAGGCACGCUUUCCCUCCCCUCUUCUAAGCAACUCGACAGUAGUUACUGUACCUGGAAAGGCAGUCACAGCGCCAGGAAAACGCCCUCCCAGAGACAGUGAAAAUUCCCAGUCUCGCUCCCACUUGCUCCAUUUACUGGGUGAUUCUUUUUAUCUAUGACUGUGACACACCUCUUCUCCAUCAGCGCGGCAGGAGUCACAGUCAGAGAUGUUGAAAAGCAUAAGUGGUCUGCUUUCUUGACAUAUUUUUUAGACAUUUCUUUCACUAAUUCCACACAGAAACGCCACAAUCCCAUUCUAAAAGAUGACGGCCUGAACUUUAUUAUAAGCUGCUUCAAGGAAGGGCCUGAUACUUGAGUUUGGAAUAAAGUACGUGAAGUUUGGAGAUAGAAACCAUAGGGUUGGAUUUCUAGGAUUUUUAAAAUUAAGUGACGGGUUUUUCCUUUUUGCUGUCUUAAUUCCCUUCUUACCAGUUUGACCCCUUAUAGCCAAACACCUGCUGCAAAAACGUUACAGUCAGCUGAAUAGCAACAGCAGCUCCACACGGAUUAUAUUCACAUUCCAGGACUGCGGCCCAGUUGGUUUCCUGUGACACAGGUGUGCUGGGCACAGGCUGUUCCCGCUGGCCGGAAGCAGCCCAUUCCAUCCCAGAAAUAGGCAGACUUGACCAAUGUUUGUUCUUAUGAAUAAGUGAGAACAGAAAGGUCAUGAACAUAAGCAAUGUUACCCGGACACCUGGGAGGACAGAAGUGGACACAGAAAAUAUGAAACUGUUCAUUAACCAAACAUCAAGUAAAAUUAUUUCCCCAUUUGGCAUCAGCUUUCAAAGAGUAUACAAAGUUUGCUUCUACUGUGCCUGGACCGGAAUUCACUGGACCCAGUAGAGAUAAAGCGGUAUCUAGACUUAGGGGAACCCUGUUGUGUUUCCUACACACUCUGCAGCGCACCCUCUCUUUCCAGGUCUUAAUGAGUGGGGGUUUUGGCACCCUGGGGUCACGCUGAGUCACGCUCAAUUCUCAGCAGCUGUUUUGAUGUGGUUUUCUCCCCCCACAACAAAAGUCAUUCCUUAGAACGGCCCAAGUUGCUCAGCAGAUGGAUUGUCCUGUUUCUGCUCUCAGCCGCAUCAUUUCUGAUUCAUUUCCACGUGACUGACAUUCCCACGUUCCGGAAGUUAUCCUCAGUGUGGAGGUACAGCGUGUGCCAAACCCUGCAAAUUGUUUGCCGAAAACUGCUGUUGUGAAGACAUCACUUGUGUCGAAAGCGACAGCAUUUCUGCUUGGUACUUUUGAAACUCUCAGAUGGAGCCCAAAAGCGUCCAUGUCUUGCCCUGCAGCCUUCUUGGAACUUCUUAGUAAAUGGAAUUGCCUGUCUGAGCUGCCCAAAAACCUUUCUCCCUAGCCUAGCAACUGAUUCUUGCUUCCCAACUUAUCUACCUCUAUUGUCGGACACCUAUAGUAGGUGUGAUUAUGGGAUAAAAUUCAACAGAAAAUGCUAUAACGUUUUAUCUUUUGCUUAAAAAAAGUGUUUUGUUUUCAAACAGUCUUUGCAUAGUGAAUUUUGGUGGCUUUAGUGAUAUGUUUGUGCCUUUUUCUUUUUUACACAAAUGCUGUGGCAUAUUUUUCCAUAAAGAAGAAAAAAAUAAAA
This is a messenger RNA of Condylura cristata (star-nosed mole), 3213 nucleotides long. It is a transcript of the gene SLC10A7, whose product is annotated as solute carrier family 10, member 7. The transcript has 12 exons. Bases 251 to 1273 code for a protein of 340 amino acids. NCBI's taxonomy places the organism in Eukaryota, Metazoa, Chordata, Mammalia, Eulipotyphla, Talpidae. Gene Ontology annotation, cellular component: plasma membrane. The record is from RefSeq and is a predicted model, not a curated record.